Penaeus indicus is the source of this 1953-nucleotide messenger RNA. RefSeq lists its product as uncharacterized. NCBI's taxonomy places the organism in Eukaryota, Metazoa, Arthropoda, Malacostraca, Decapoda, Penaeidae. The coding region runs from base 1 to 1953 and encodes 650 amino acids. The record is from RefSeq and is a predicted model, not a curated record. The transcript is spliced from 4 exons.
AUGGUGCCGGGUAGUUGGAGCCUCUAUGCCCUCGUCCUUGAGCGAAAGCUAGUCCUUGAGAACUCGCCCUCGGUACACCAGUUGCUGUUGCCAGAGGGUAACGCCCCAGAUCUCGGAAACGAUGGCCUUCAGACGAAAGAUUGUACAUACGCGCUUGACCUAGAUUUUCAUGCAGUUGCCUACCAACGUUUCAAACGAGACCAACAUUUCAAAAAGACCAACGUUUCAAACGAGAUCAACGUUUCACACGAGACCAACGUUUCACACGAGACCAACGUUUCACACGAGACCAACGUUUCAAACGAGACCAACGUUUCAAACGAGACCAACAUUUCAAAAAGACCAACGUUUCAAACGAGACCAACGUUUCAAACCAGACCAACUUUUCAAACCAGACCAACGUUUCAACGAGACCAACGUUUUCAAACGAGACCAACCUUUCAAACAGACCAACGUUUCAAACGAGACCAACGUUUCAAACCAGACCAACGUUUCAAACGAGGACCAACGUUUCAAACCAGACAACGUUCAAACGAGACCAACGUUUCAAACCAGACCAACGUUUCAAACCAGACCAACGUUUCAAACCAGACCAACGUUUCAAACGAGACCAACGUUUCAAACGAGACCAACCUUUCAAACAGACCAACCUUUCAAACGAGACCAACGUUUCAAACGAGACCAACGUUUCAAACGAGACCAACCUUUCAAACGAGACCAACCUUUCAAACAGACCAACCUUUCAAACGAGACCAACCUUUCAAACAGACCAACGUUUCAAACGAGACCAACGUUUCAAACGAGACCAACCUUUCAAACGAGACCAACGUUUCAAACGAGACCAACGUUUCAAACGAGACCAACACCAACCUUUCAAACGAGACCAACCUUUCAAACGAGAUCAACGUUUCAAACGAGACCAACAUUUCAAAAAGACCAACGUUUCAAACGAGAUCAACGUUUCACACGAGACCAACGUUUCAAACAGACCAACCUUUCAAACGAGACCAACAUUUCAAAAAGACCAACGCUUCAAACGAGACCAACGUUUCAAACGAGACCAACCUUUCAAACAGACCAACCUUUCAAACGAGACCAACGUUUCAAACGAGACCAACCUUUCAAACGAGACCAACCUUUCAAACAGACCAACGUUUCAAACAGACCAACGUUUCAAACGAGACCAACGUUUCAAACGAGACCAACUUUUCACACGAGACCAACGUUUCAAACGAGACCAACGUUUCAAACGAGACCAACGUUUCAAACAGACCAACGUUUCAAACGAGACCAACGUUUCAAACAGACCAACGUUUCAAACGAGACCAACGUUUCAAACAGACCAACGUUUCAAUGAAGAAAAACGUUUCAAACGAGACCUACGUUUCAAACAGACCAACGUUUCAAACGAGACCAACGUUUCAAACAGACCAACGUUUCAAACAGACCAACGUUUCACACGAGACCAACGUUUCACACGAGACCAACGUUUCAAACGAGACCAACGUUUCACACGAGACCAACGUUUCAAACGAGACCAACGUUUCACACGAGACCAACGUUUCAAACGAGACCAACGUUUCAAACAGACCAACGUUUCAAACAGACCAACGUUUCAAACAGACCAACGUUUCAAACAGAUCAACGUUUCAAACGAGACCAACAUUUCAAACGAGACCAACAUUUCAAACAGACCAACGUUUCAAACAGAUCAACGUUUCAAACGAGACCAACAUUUCAAACGAGACCAACGUUUCAAACGAGACCAACGUUUCAAACGAGACCAACGUUUCAAACAGACCAACGUUUCAAACGAGACCAACAUUUCAAACGAGACCAACAUUCAAACGAGACCAACGUUUCAAACGAGACCAACGUUUCAAACAGACCAACGUUUCGAAGGACACCCGGCCGCUUGCACACGAAAUCGUAGCAUCUCUCGUGCUUUCUUAA